This is a messenger RNA of Trichoderma aggressivum f. europaeum, 426 nucleotides long. RefSeq lists its product as uncharacterized. The record is from RefSeq and is a predicted model, not a curated record. The transcript has 2 exons. NCBI's taxonomy places the organism in Eukaryota, Fungi, Ascomycota, Sordariomycetes, Hypocreales, Hypocreaceae. Bases 1 to 426 code for a protein of 141 amino acids.
AUGAAAUUUCUACUCCAUCUCGGUACCCUCACCGCCACUCUCCCUUCUGUUCUCGGCUCAGAACCUACCUCACAAAGUGCCGUCCCAGCUUGCCCUCCUCGACCAGCCACUCCAGAAGAGCAGGAAAACAUCUUCUAUGACUUUGCAAACGAGUUUUAUGUCGAUUACAUCCAGCACAAUCCUUUCAUUGGACAGGGUCGAGACGCCGCCGUGGCCGCCCUCUCUAAGAACCCAAAGACCAACAGCACCAUUGUGCACCAGACUUUUACGAAUAACACUGGCUUUGUACACCACUAUGAAUUCACGACUCCUCCGAUCAAGAUCAUGGAUGCUUAUCGAAUGAACGGUAGUUGCAUUGUGGAGCACUGGGAUGUUAUUGCAAGCUUGACUCUUGCCGAGAUUGAUCCUACACCGUUAUCGGGUUAG